AUGGAGGAAGUACAAAGACACAGUGUCCAUACGCUGAUAUUUCGUUCCUUAAAACGGACACACGAUAUGUUUGUAUCAAACCAAGGAAACCUGCCUGAAAUCGAUGAAAAACUGGAAGAGAAAAGAAAAUCCAUUAAAGCCCGUGAUAGCUAUAAACUAGUCUUUGAUCGUGUCGCCAAAGCUGAACAGGAAAAGAAACUUGCCAAUGGUAUGGGAUCAAGUGCCGGAGCAAUACAAGCGCCAGAAACUCCGUUAGCAAUAACAGAUGGAUCUGCAAACAACACAGACGGCCAGUUGGCUAUAAUGGCUUCCUCUAAUAAACCAUCCGACACACCCAUUAGCAACUCCUUAGUAUCGGCGCCUGGCAUGCGUUCUUCUGCAGGAGCUAACAAUGUCCAACUAAUACCCAAAAAGGCACCCACAAUACCGAAACCUUCAUGGCAUGCACCUUGGAAAUUGUCUCGAGUCAUAUCUGGUCAUUUGGGUUGGGUUCGUUGUAUUGCUGUGGAGCCGGGUAACGAGUGGUUUGCCACCGGUGCCGGUGACCGUGUCAUAAAGAUUUGGGAUCUGGCAAGUGGUAAGCUGAAACUUUCACUUACCGGUCAUGUGAGUACUGUGCGUGGUUUGGCGGUAAGUGCCAAACAUCCGUACCUCUUCAGUUGUGGCGAAGAUCGCCAGGUGAAAUGUUGGGAUUUGGAAUAUAAUAAAGUUAUACGACACUAUCAUGGUCAUUUAUCGGCCGUCUACUCUUUGGCUCUCCAUCCAACUAUUGAUGUAUUGGCAACAUCCGGUCGUGAUUCAACAGCCCGCAUAUGGGAUAUGCGUACAAAGGCCAAUAUUCAUACGCUUACGGGACAUACAAACACUGUGGCCAGUGUGGUAGCUCAGGCCAGUAAUCCACAAAUUAUAACCGGCUCUCACGAUUCCACAAUACGUUUAUGGGAUUUGGCUGCAGGCAAGAGUGUCUGUACGCUAACCAAUCACAAAAAAUCGGUGCGUAGCGUUGUAUUACAUCCCACCCUGUAUAUGUUUGCUUCUGCAUCUCCGGAUAACAUAAAACAAUGGCGAUGUCCAGAGGGCAAUUUUGUACAAAAUAUUUCGGGUCACAAUGCCAUUGUUAAUUGCAUGGCUGUAAAUCCCGAUGGUGUAUUGGUGUCGGGUGGUGACAACGGCACAAUGUUCUUCUGGGAUUGGCGUACCGGUUAUAAUUUCCAACGUUUCCAAGCCCCCGUUCAACCCGGUUCAAUGGACAGUGAAGCGGGUAUUUUUGCAAUGUCGUUCGAUCAGUCGGGUUCUCGUUUGAUCACCGCCGAAGCUGAUAAAACAAUUAAAAUUUACAAAGAAGAUGAUGAGGCGACGGAGGAAUCGCAUCCGGUCAACUGGAGACCGGAAAUUUUGAAAAGACGUAAAUUCUAA
This is a messenger RNA of Musca vetustissima, 1416 nucleotides long. RefSeq names its product pleiotropic regulator 1 (gene Tango4). Lineage: Eukaryota; Metazoa; Arthropoda; Insecta; Diptera; Muscidae. Bases 1 to 1416 code for a protein of 471 amino acids. Gene Ontology annotation, molecular function: protein binding. Gene Ontology annotation, biological process: mRNA splicing, via spliceosome. Gene Ontology annotation, cellular component: precatalytic spliceosome; Prp19 complex; catalytic step 2 spliceosome. The transcript has 2 exons. The record is from RefSeq and is a predicted model, not a curated record.